This is a messenger RNA of Cucumis melo (muskmelon), 2577 nucleotides long. Its product is annotated as LEAF RUST 10 DISEASE-RESISTANCE LOCUS RECEPTOR-LIKE PROTEIN KINASE-like 1.1. The coding region runs from base 389 to 2347 and encodes 652 amino acids. Gene Ontology annotation, biological process: protein phosphorylation. The transcript has 4 exons. Lineage: Eukaryota; Viridiplantae; Streptophyta; Magnoliopsida; Cucurbitales; Cucurbitaceae. The record is from RefSeq and is a predicted model, not a curated record. Gene Ontology annotation, molecular function: protein kinase activity; ATP binding; polysaccharide binding.
UGACCACGGAGAACGAUAGAUGGAUAUUGAAGUUUGCUAGAGUUUGGGUUGCGUUAUGCCACAGAUGACGAAACUUUCAUUUAAUUAUCGCCUCAAUUUUGACUGUUCAAAUAGAGAUUAUCAAGAGUCAAAGAGUCAAGUCGUUGUAAUGGCUGGUCAAUUGAGCGUAUAUUGGAUUUCUCCAAUUCAUCGAACCGUAUUUUCCCAUAGACUGCGUUGUAAAUUUCUGGAGGAUGCCCCCACCUUGAUUUUUAUUCUCUUUCCGUCCAGUUUCUUGAAGAUUUCCCUACCUGGCUGGAAACCCUAGAAAUCAUAAACAAUUCUGAGAGGUAGAUUUGGGAUUCGAGGUGGGUUUAUUUUCCCUGGUAAUACGAAUACUGAAUUCUAUAUGGCGUCAUUCUGUUUCGUUUUGUCCUUUGUUCUCUCUCAUCUAGUGGCACUUUCGUUGGCUUGGAAUGAUAGCAGAUACGUUCAUCCAAUUUGCACGCCCUUCGAAUGUGGAAAUCUGGGCCUCAUAGGAUUCCCUUUUAACAAUAUGUCGCUGACUGAUUGCGGAUUUUACACAGUUAAAGACUGCUCGGGACAGCCUAAAAUCCAGCUGAGUCGUGAAAAAGAAUUGUGGUUUAAUGUUGUUGCCAUAUCUCAGGCCAAUGUCAUCCAUAUCGAUGACCAAGAACUUCAGAAGCGAAUAACUGCUCGCGAUUGCACUAUUCUGGAUGAUCUAGCUCUUCCCAUGUCUUCUUUAUCUUCUUUGUCCACAGACAACAAUCUUACUAUGUAUAACUGCACAGAUAAACCUAAAGACGCUUUACCCCUUUUCAUCAGUUCAUUUAAUUGCCCUGGUUAUUACACAUACAUCAACACUAGUGCUUCACCCAACUGUCCCACUUCCAAGUCUAAAUUUGUUGUUCCAGUUCGCCCCGUUGGUCCCAGUAACUCACUUGUUGAGUUUACUUCUAAUUUCCAACUUCAAGUAACCGUAUUCCAUCCUUGUCACCAAUGUUUUCAUAGAGGAGGCCGAUGCUCGGAUACCCAAGGAUACUUCGUUUGUGAAGGCGAAAACACAAUUAGAAGUCCAGUAGACGAUAAACGUAAGAUUUUGGGGAUUGCACUAGGUGCUGGAUUCUCGGGUGUAAUUCUGCUUUUGUUAUUAUUUGCUCUUUGGUACCGCAGAAGAAGGCGGCCUGCUCCGAAUAUCCUAACAAGGAAUAUAUCUUGUGAACCCUACUCAAAAUUUGACGUAGAUGACGGUGGUGGUGUGUGCUUUGAAGUUCCUGUUUUCUCAUAUGCCGAACUCGAGACGGCCACUAACAAAUUUGAUCGUGAUAAAGAACUUGGCGAUGGUGGUUUUGGAACCGUGUACCACGGCAAACUCCAUGAUGGCCGGGAAGUUGCUGUGAAACGCCUUUAUCAACAUAACUAUAGACGAGUAGAGCAGUUCAUGAAUGAGGUUAAAAUUCUCACCCGCUUUCGCCAUAAGAAUCUUGUCUCCCUUUAUGGAUGUACUUCAAAACGCAGUCGUGAACUUCUCCUCGUUUAUGAAUUUGUUCCAAAUGGCACUGUUGCUGAUCAUCUCCAUGGAGAACGGGCAAGUUCUAGUUUGCUCACGUGGCCUAUUCGGAUGAACAUUGCCAUCGAAACAGCAAGUGCUUUAGUUUAUCUCCAUGCUUCGGAUAUCAUUCAUCGUGAUGUGAAGACUACUAAUAUUCUCUUAGACAAUAAUUUUUCUGUCAAAGUUGCUGAUUUUGGGCUCUCUAGAUUGUUCCCAAACGAUGUUAGUCAUGUCUCAACUGCUCCUCAAGGGACCCCUGGUUAUGUGGAUCCGGAGUAUUACCAGUGUUAUCAGCUUACAACCAAGAGUGAUGUUUAUAGUUUUGGCGUCGUAUUAAUCGAACUUAUAUCGUCAAUGCCAGCUGUUGAUAUAACAAGGCAUCGACAUGAGAUUAACUUGUCUAACUUAGCUGUGAACAAAAUUCUAAGACAGGAAAUUGACGAGCUAGUUGAUCCAUGCCUUGGGUAUCAAUCGGAUGAAAACGUCAGACGGAUGAUAAUGGGAGUGGCCUGGCUAGCUUUUCUAUGUCUGCAGCAAGACAAGGAAAGAAGACCUACAAUGGAAGAAGCCUUAGAAACUUUGAAGAGGAUUGAGAAUGGGGAAGAAAGUGAGAAUUUGCUAGAUAAUAGUGCAUUGCUGAAGAGCUAUGAUCCAACUCCUUCUCCAGAGUAUGAUGAGAUUCAAUUGUUGAAGAACAAAACGCAGCAGUUGUUGUCCCCUACUUCUGUUGCUGAUAAAUGGAUAAGCUCAACUUCAUUUGUUAGUGCUUCAACUUCAAUAUCAUCUAAGUCCUAAUUUUUUUUUUUUUCUUUUCUUUUCAGUUUAAUGUUAGAAGUUCAUAUUAUUAGUGUAGGAAACAAAUAAAUCACUUCCCUCCUUAUAUGCAUAUAUUUAACACAAAAUUAUUAUGUAUCUGUGAGUGGCUUUUUUGUAACUACAUACAUUCAGGGUAGGGAAUGUAAAUAAGAAUGAUUGAAAACCAUUCGGCUGUAGAAAUCAAUGUUCAUACACUUUUUCUUUAGUUA